AUGGGCGGCGGGGGCGGGGUCGAAAUUCGUCGAGCGCCACCCGCCGCCGCACAGUGUGAGGAAAGAAGCUCGAUGGCCAUGACCAAGAUGUUUUCCGCGUUCAGCCCUGGUCAUGGUCACCGCUUCUUUUUCCUCCAGCAGUGGCAGCCGUUCCGCGCGCCGUGCACAUAUCUGCGCGAUCCGUUUUUUUCCCCGUCGGCCCGACCGUGCUUCGGGAGGGCGGGGUUCCGCCCCGCCCCGGUCCCCGGGAGUGGUGUCCUCGAGCUGCGCAGGCGAGGGCGCGCCUCCGAAAUCGGGUGGUGA
Prorocentrum cordatum is the source of this 303-nucleotide messenger RNA. NCBI's taxonomy places the organism in Eukaryota, Dinophyceae, Prorocentrales, Prorocentraceae. The record is from the annotation of a GenBank genome assembly.